GAUCGGUCCCCCCCGGCUGUUCCUUGUGUGCCUGCCCCUGCUUUAGAGGCGCGCAUUGCUGCGACUUCAUGUCCCGAGGCGGUAGUGGUGGAGCCAGCCUUGUGCCCCGUACCGAAUAUUGCACUUAAUCGAUGACCCCAACUGAAUGCACAACUAGAAGGUUGGCUUUCUCAAGUACAGUCCACAAAGAGACCUGCAAGAGCCAUUAUUGCACCCCAUGCAGGAUAUACCUAUUGUGGAUCUUGUGCAGCCCAUGCUUACAAACAAGUGGAUCCUAAUAUUACCCGAAAAAUUUUCAUUCUUGGGCCUUCCCAUCACGUGCCCCUUUCCCGAUGUGCACUUUCCAGUGUGGACAUUUAUAGAACACCUCUGUAUGAUCUCCGAAUUGACCAAAAGAUUUAUGGAGAAUUGUGGAAGACUGGAAUGUUUGAGCGUAUGUCCCUACAGACAGAUGAAGAUGAACACAGUAUUGAAAUGCAUUUGCCUUAUACUGCUAAAGCCAUGGAAAGCCAUAAGGAUGAGUUUACUAUUAUUCCUGUGUUGGUCGGAGCACUGAGUGAGUCAAAAGAGCAGGAAUUUGGAAAACUCUUCAGUAAAUACCUAGCUGAUCCUAGUAACCUCUUUGUGGUUUCUUCUGACUUUUGCCAUUGGGGUCAGAGGUUCCGUUACAGUUACUAUGAUGAAUCCCAAGGAGAAAUUUAUAGAUCCAUUGAGCACCUAGAUAAAAUGGGUAUGAGCAUUAUAGAGCAGCUAGAUCCUGUAUCUUUUAGCAAUUACUUGAAGAAAUACCAUAAUACAAUAUGUGGAAGACAUCCUAUUGGCGUGUUAUUAAACGCUAUCAACGAGCUCCAGAAGAAUGGAAUGAAUAUGAGCUUUUCAUUUUUGAAUUAUGCUCAGUCAAGCCAGUGUCGAAACUGGCAAGACAGUUCUGUGAGUUAUGCAGCUGGAGCACUUAUGGUCCACUGAACCGCUGAAUGCUCAGGGAUGGCGCCUGCACACACUCUGUAUACGGGGUCCCAGCCUAGCCCUUACAAAGAUACAGUCCCCGGUCUUUGGGUAUACUGAAACCUCAAAAUAAUAGAACUCUCUUCUUUUCUAGUAGGUGUAGUCCUUCCUUAGUUUCAACUCAUUUAAAAAUGCUUUCUUGUUUAGGACAAUGGAAGGAAGGCUGGUAUUGAAACAUUCUGUGAUUUUUUUUUUAUUUUUUUUUUUUUUUUUUAAUUUGGAAAAGAUAAUGGCUAUGAAGGCAUGGUGGCAGACAGUCCUUACAAAUACAACAUGUAAAGCAUUUACCAUAUCCUAAAUUUGCACUCUUUGCAGACCUGUGCACAUGUACUCAGCUUUCAGAAUAGUUUUGCAAGUUGUAAACGGAAAAAGGGGUGGAAGCUUUUUAAUAAAAGAAAAAAAGGAAAACAACGCAUUUAUAAAUGAUCCUGUAUUAGAAUAUAAUAAAACUCCAGUAUAGUCAGUUACUACCCAUGAUGUACAACAGAUAUCUUCUAUUUUAGUUGCUAAUAAAGGGCUACACAAACCAAAA
Aptenodytes forsteri (emperor penguin) is the source of this 1537-nucleotide messenger RNA. It is a transcript of the gene MEMO1, whose product is annotated as mediator of cell motility 1. Bases 424 to 966 code for a protein of 180 amino acids. The record is from RefSeq and is a predicted model, not a curated record. Lineage: Eukaryota; Metazoa; Chordata; Aves; Sphenisciformes; Spheniscidae. The transcript has 9 exons.